CAUGGGAUAUAUAAAAGGAACGAUCCUGACGAUAACGAAUGCAAGUCCAAUUGGGACACGGUUUACGAUAGCAGUGCUCACGUCUGCAUCAAACCCAGGGAUACCAGUUUCUGCAAGGCAGAUUUUGGCAACAAAUGGAAAAACGUUGACGAAAAUGGUCUGCUGGUGUGUUUCCGUGGCUCGAAACCCGUAUUAGCCGGCUUGGCUUCCUGGGGCGAAGAGGGGUGCGACAGAUCGUUUCCCGACGUGUACACUAGAGUGUCCACGUACAGGUCGUGGCUCCGCAAGACCAUGGGCAUAUUAGUGGGAAUAUCGGAUAAUGAUUUUAUCUGUAACUCGAAAAGCUCUCACAAAAAGCAAAUGCAUCGAUUUUACAGUUUUUUUCUGAUAGCAUAUAACGUGAUAAAAAGGGAAUGUAAAACCAACUGCAGACUUUUAUAUGGUUAG
Molecule: messenger RNA, 447 nt
Organism: Dreissena polymorpha
Lineage: Eukaryota; Metazoa; Mollusca; Bivalvia; Myida; Dreissenidae
Product: chymotrypsin-like protease CTRL-1
Exons: 3
Biological process (GO): proteolysis
Molecular function (GO): serine-type endopeptidase activity
Source: RefSeq, a predicted model, not a curated record